GUGCUUACAGAGGUUUCCAUGGUAGCAGAACGACGCUGCGCUCCACGGAAGCUGAUGAGGCCCAAGACUGCUGGACAAUUGUGAUCACUGACUAGCAAUGGACAGAUACAAGGUGCUGGAAGAGUGGCCGCCUGGAGCAUUCGGAGUGACCUGUCUUGUGGAGGAGCCAGUCUCACAAAGACAAUUUGCUGUCAAAAAGGUGGAGUGCAUAGAUGAGCGGGAAUGCAAUCUUGCCCUAGAAGAGGCCCUGUCUCUCUUGGAGCUUCAACACCCCAAUAUCUGCCCAUAUAAAGAGUUUUUCAUGGUCUGGGACAAUAAGAGCUCCUCACUUUUUUUUUGCAUGGUGAUGGAUUACUGUGGUCAAGAUAAUCUAGCAGACAUUGUGCAACUGAACAGGCGAGAGCAAAAAAAGAUUGAAGACAAAAUUCUUCAGCGUUUUCUUGCUCAGGUCCUUGACGCUCUCUUUUACAUUCACCAAAAGGAUUUACCCCACAGAAACCUCAAACCCAGCAACAUCUACGUAAAAAACAAGGACACGUUUGUGAUAAGUGAUUUUCUUCAAGGAACGCUGGUGACAGAUGAGGCGAAGGCGAAGAUAAGAGUUGAUCCUGAGCAGAAGGUUUUCAUGGCCCCGGAAUCUGUCUAUUUUAUAUACAGCGAAAAGUCAGACAUUUGGUCUCUGGGAUGCAUUUUGUUGGACUUGAUGACGACCUCUGUAAAAUCUGAUCGAGACAUUACUGAUCUCCUGCAGAUGGUCAAAGUGAACUCCUCAUGUCUGGGCACAGUUUUUGAGGCACUUCAAGGGGUAGCUGGUUACACAGAGGAUCUUUACUGCCUGGUGCAAAAAAUGCUAAAAAAUCUCCCGGAAGAGAGAUCAUCAGCAAAAGAUUUGGUGAGUGAACCCUACAUCAAGAAAUGCUUGGCUAUGGUUGGCUCUCCUCUGUCUGGGGUGAAGAAGAUGCUACCACCUUCAGUUCUGGAUCAGCUCGAAGACAACAACCUAGAAAGCAUCCUGAAAUUCAUGCAGAAUCAUAUAGAGUUUGAAGAGGCACAAUUAUCAGCUCUAAGGUUGUUGGCUGGAUAUACCAAAGAUGGACUUCAGGGAGAGAUCGUACAGAUAGUCUCACAAGCUAUGACGACACACCGAGAUUCUUACAAUGUACAGUUCGAAGGCAUCAGAAUCCUAUGUCAUCUCCUUUCACAAGGGCGGGAACAAGGAGACAUCAAGGGAUACCUGACCAGUGACCAUUUCAUCAAUAUGCUAGUGGAGACGGUGAGGCUUUUCUCCCACGAAGCAGAGCUACUGUCUGAAAUUCUUGGUCUGAUGAUGAUGCUUGCAGUCAGUGAGAUAGCAGCAGAGAUGUUGGCGAAAGCGGGAUUCCUUCCAGAUCUGUUAAAGAUAACAGAGCAAUCGCUGGUAAACAGAGAGCUGUGUGUGUCCUGCUGUGCCCUGCUCUGGAGUCUGGCCAUGACUGAGAUGGCAUCAGGCGAUAGUGUGAAAAGAGCUGUGCCAUUAAUCUCCUCACUAAUCCAGAAACAUCCCAGCGAUGGGCAGUUGGUAGAAUCAGCGAGUCCAGUCCUGUGGAUUUUGUGCUUGAAAGGUCACGUGACAGAGGACCAAAUUGAACCUGUGACGCUAUUGCUUCUGGAAUGCCUACAUAGACACAUGGAGCGCCCUGUUCUGGCUAAAAAUGUUUGCUUGGCAUUGACGGGUCUAGUGAUAAACUCAGAAUUGGCCGCUUAUCGUGUCCUGGUGCCCCUAUCUGGGAAAAGUGGUCUCUCUCUGAUUAGGGACCUCUAUCUACUCCACUCUGAUGACCCAGAAAUUGUAGAGAAUAUCUGUCAACUCUUACAUGAGACGGCUAAUUAUGGAAGCACACAUUCCGGGUUACGCUCACAACACAUGGAGGAACUGUUGAGGGAAAUUAAAGAUCAAUAUGAAUCCGUGGAGGAGAUUGUAACACUGGCAGAAUCCACACUUUCCAGGAUAGAAAAUUAA
Molecule: messenger RNA, 1999 nt
Organism: Nanorana parkeri
Lineage: Eukaryota; Metazoa; Chordata; Amphibia; Anura; Dicroglossidae
Gene: STKLD1
Product: serine/threonine kinase like domain containing 1
Exons: 19
Coding region: 98-1999 (633 amino acids)
Biological process (GO): protein phosphorylation
Molecular function (GO): protein serine/threonine kinase activity; ATP binding
Source: RefSeq, a predicted model, not a curated record